Molecule: messenger RNA, 2313 nt
Organism: Brassica rapa (field mustard)
Lineage: Eukaryota; Viridiplantae; Streptophyta; Magnoliopsida; Brassicales; Brassicaceae
Source: RefSeq, a predicted model, not a curated record
UGAUAAACUGAUAAUAUUCUUUGAUACAUAAAAUUAAAAUCUUGUCUCUUCUUAUCUUCUCGCUGAAAUCGCAGCUUGUUUAACUGUCGUGAUUAUUUAUCUUGGUCGCGAUAAUAGUAAGAGGAAAGAAUGCGAGAAAGAGUGAUUAAAAUGUUAAGAGGCACUCAAGUUUCUACGUAAACCUCUCUUUUGUGAGCAGUUCCAGAAACUAAUGAAGACAGCCAGGAAACUUCAAGCUUCUUGAAGGCAGCUCAGUUUGAAAGACGAGCUCUCUCAGCUUGUGAAGAUAGUUUUUGUUUUUCCAAAGAAGUGGUUCACUUUACUGUUGAUGAGACCAACAUAGUUCAAGAGUCUUGAGGUUUUCUUCCUGGGAAAAAGUACAAGAUACUUUGGAAAAGAGCAAUGUGAAUUUAGGCUCCUCAAAAUACUUUGAAAGAGAUGGGUUUUGUUCGAGUAGCCAAGAUCUCAAGAAACUCUUUUCUUUUUUGGUAAACAAGAUCUCAAGAAACUCUUUUCUUUUUUGGUAAACAAGAUAUCAAGAAAUUUAUCUUGUGUGUUGUCUGUUUUGAAAGUAAUAUAUAGUUUAGGGGUUACAAGAAAGUCGUUCUUUUCCAAGCACGGUAAUUAAAAAGGAGGUUUGGCAACACACAUAGGAGACCUAGUGAGCUGGCUAUCGGCUGGCCAAAAUCUAGGCUCCAGUACUGGGGGUGGUGGCUUCCGAACCUUCUCGCGCAACGAGAUAUUAACCCAAUUGGCGCAAAAUCAGCCGUUCUCUAUUCGAUAGUUAUUAAUAAAUUGCAAGCUAUAUGUUAUUCCGUUCUAAAAUUAUAGAUUCCAUAUUACGAUAAAUCCGCCGCCAAAUGGUUUAUACUUUAUAGUAAAGUUAUAAUGAAUUUUGAUCAAUAUGUGGCUAAAUUCCCCUAAAUAACGCUAAAUCGUAAAUGUGGUAGGGGACUUCGUCAAAUAUGAAACGUGCAUAUCACAUAUGGCAAGCAGCUGACUCAUGUAACGUGGGCUCUUAUCUCUUCUGGCCUGCACUUCCUCGAAAGCAUCCGCCGCCACCUUUUUCCUACGCGUUCUACAAUUCUAUCCUAUACUUAUCUGCCACAUCAUAUGUAUCUUUCUUUCUGUUAAAUACGCGCGUGACCACUAAAGCCAAAACCUCUUCUCUUUCUCUAACUCUCUUUCCUCGUUAUAACCAAGCAAAAGAAACUCAAUCUUCAAUCCAAGAAAAACCCUCAUGGAGGUACCGGUGAUUAACAGAAUUAGCGACUUUGACGUGAAGAUAAACUCGAUGAACGACCCGUCGUUAUUACCUCGACCGUUUGCCGUCUCCGGCGUUGGAAAGUUACAUCAUGCUUAUUGUUUCUUGAAAUUGGGCGCUUUAUUGCUACUUUCAUUUUUCGCUUCAUUCACCAUUACUAGAAUCAAAAGGUUAGUCCUUAGGUUAAGAAAUGUAGACGCGUCUCUACCUUCCCAAUUUCUUCUCUAUGAUUACGACAGCGACUCCGACUCAUCUUAUUCCUUAGACUCCUCAGACGAUGAAGAAGACGAUGAUGACAAAGAAGACGACUCGGUCAAUGGAGAUUCACGCGUUAAAAGAUUUAGUUAUUACGAGGACAAUGACGACAAGGGUAUAGAUGGAAAUGUACCAUGGCUGCGUCGGUGCAGUGGUAGCUUCGGCGACUUGUUGUCGUGGCCUGAUCUUGGUGGGUUCAGCUCAAGUGGAGUCGUAAAGCUAUGGGACAAUCUUGAUCUAAAAGGAAGUCAUGAUGCUGUGGCUUCUUUCUUCAACAAGUACGGAGUUUCCUCGUCCUUGUCUCCGGCGGUUUUAUUAGCCGCGGAGAAGAAAGGCUCCGACGCCGUGGAAGUGAGUGCGUGGGAUGCACGCGAAGGUUUCAGAAUGCCUACUUUGCUCGCGGAAUGGAGACAGCCGGGGAGGUUGCUAGGGAAGAUCGUAAGGGUUAACGCCGGUGGCGUUGACAAGAUCUACGUUGAGGAUGACGCCAACGGGGAGAUAACGGUUGGAGACAUGAGGAUGGUUAACGGUGCGAUGACGGAACUGACUGAGUCAGACGUUGUUACAAUGGUGAGACGCCGUCGGUGAAGCUGAUGAUUCUCUUUGGGAGUUGUAUUAAUGACAAAUGAUUGGUACGGUCCGGUCUAGUAUAAACCAAAUUAAGAUUCAAAGUAAACUGUAAAUGACCUCAAGAUUUUUUUGUAAAUAUUUUGCUAUCAUGUAUGUAGAUUUUAUUUCAAUAAUGUUAUUUUAGUGUAAAAAGUACUCUCUCUUUCUAAUAGAUUUAUAUUCUA